Lottia gigantea (owl limpet) is the source of this 987-nucleotide messenger RNA. RefSeq lists its product as hypothetical. Gene Ontology annotation, biological process: transmembrane transport; regulation of potassium ion transmembrane transport; potassium ion transport. Gene Ontology annotation, cellular component: membrane; cytoplasm; voltage-gated potassium channel complex. Lineage: Eukaryota; Metazoa; Mollusca; Gastropoda; Lottiidae. Gene Ontology annotation, molecular function: potassium channel regulator activity; voltage-gated potassium channel activity; transmembrane transporter binding. The coding region runs from base 1 to 987 and encodes 328 amino acids. The record is from RefSeq and is a predicted model, not a curated record. The transcript has 15 exons.
AUGGCUAUAAAUGAUUCCAGAAAUCUAGGAAAGUCAGGAUUGAGAGUAUCUAAUUUAGGAUUUGGAACAUGGGUAACGUUUGGUGGUCAGAUUACGGAUGAGGUGGCAGAAGAAUUGUUGACAUUGGCGUAUGAUAAUGGUAUAAAUUUCUUUGAUACUGCCGAAGUUUACUCAGCUGGCAAACAUUCAGACUGUACUAAGAAAUCAAAGUUUAAUGAUUUAGCAGAAGUGACCCUGGGUAAAAUAUUAAAGAAGAAAAAUUGGAGGAGGUCUAGUUAUAUCAUAUCUACCAAGUUAUUCUGGGGCGGCAAAGCAGAAACAGAGAAAGGUUUAUCUAGAAAACAUAUUGUAGAAGGUAUACGAGGGUCUCUAGAUAGGCUACAGUUAGAAUAUGUUGAUGUUGUAUUUGCAAAUAAAACUGAUGCGCACACUCCUAUGGAAGAGAUUGUACGUGCCUUUACUCAUAUUAUAAAUCAGGGCUGGGCUCUUUACUGGGGAACAUCACGCUGGAGUCCAAUGGAAAUUAUGGAAGCAUAUUCCGUUGCCCGACAGUUUAAUUUGAUUCCACCUAUAGCAGAACAAGCUGAGUAUCAUUUAUUCCAAAGAGAAAAGGUUGAAGUUCAAAUGCCUGAAUUAUUCCAAAAAAUAGGUAUUGGAACUAUAACCUGGUCACCACUAGCUUGUGGUAUUUUAUCAGGCAAAUAUGAAGAUGGUGUUCCAAUUUAUUCCAGAGCAGCUUGCAAGGGUUAUUGUUGGUUGAAGGAUAAGAUAUUAUGUGAAGAGGGACGAAGACAGCAGGCUAAGUUACGAGAAGUGGCGUUAAUAGCUGAUAAGAUAGGCUGUUCUAUAGCACAGUUAGCGAUAGCCUGGUGUUUAAGAAGUGAAAAUGUACAUUGUGUAUUGAUAGGAGCUUCCACUGUUGAACAACUUUAUGAAAAUAUACAAGCUCUUCAGACAAAUGUAAAUCCAAGUGAUAAAGGUAGCUAA